GGCCAGAGAGGCGUUCACGUAGUAGUGCUGUUAUGGCAGAUGCGUCGUUUACUUAGUUCUGGAUGGCUGGUUGAAUUAGAUUGCAAAUUCUGCUUUACUCGCAUUGAAAUGAACACCAUAUCUUGGUGAAAAGACCGAGAAAAUAGUUCUGUGUCUCUUGAGCACAAAUGGUCAAAGGCUGACUACUCUUGCAAAACACCAGGGUUAUUCUUUGUCUCACUUGGGCUAUGUGCUGUGUAGACAGUCUCUGGGUUGUCUUGGAUAAAUUAACCCAGGAAUUGAAAGCUAGCUCGGUUAGCUAGGUGUGAUGAGGGACCGUUUGGCUGAUCUGACAGUGAUCUGCGGACAUGAGGGCGGUGAUGUCACACUCCGAGGGGGGCAGGACUUCUUCAUGGAGGGAUUUUUCAGAGAGGUGCAGGAGACCCGAGGGCUGGUUGAUAGGAUCUCCUCUAAGGUGGAGGAGGUGAAAAACAAACACAGCUGCGUUCUGUCCGCACCGGAUCCUGACGAGAGAACGAAGGCGGAACUGUCACGGCUCAAUGAGGAGAUCAAGAGGGACGCCAGCACCGUGCAGGACCGCUUAAAGGCCAUGCAGGCGGAGCUGUCCCAGGACGAGAAUGCAGUCGGGGCAUCGGUGAAUCCCCGCAUCCAGAAAUCCCAGCUCUCCGCGCUGUGCCGCAGGUUCGGGGAGGUCAUGACCCUGUACAACGAGGCGCAGGUGUCCUUCCGCGAGAAGAGCAAAGGCCGAAUUCAGAGACAGCUGGAGAUAACGGGAAGAGUGACCACGAACGAGCAGCUGGAGGCCAUGCUGGAGAGCGGCAAUCCCGCCAUAUUUGUGUCAGGCGUGAUGUCAGACUCGCGGAUCACCCGCGAGGCCCUGAGCGAGAUCGAGUCCCGGCACAGAGACAUCAUCCAGCUGGAGUCCAGCAUCAGGGAGCUGCACAGCAUGUUCCUGGACAUAGCCCUGCUGGUGGAGACGCAGGGCGACAUGACCAACAACAUCGAGAAGAACGUGUCCAGCGCGGCGGAGUACGUGUGCCGCGCCGUGGGGGAGACCAAAAAAGCCGUUCGCUACCAGACGAAAGCCCGCCGGAAAGCGUUCUCUCUUGCUAUUUGUGUUGUUGUGGGCCUUGCUGUUUCAGCCGUAGUCAUCGUCGGUACAGCAGAAAUUAAGGAGCAGGUGUGUCUGCCAAAAAAAAAAAAAGAAAGAACAAGAAGGAAUACACGAACAGUGGAAAAAAGAAAAGACGGGCAUGUGGUGCGUGUGCAGGAUGGAGUGACACUCCUUCUCCCUGAAGAACGCGCCCUCCCGUCUCUCCUUUCUCCUGUCAACGUUUUCUUUCGGAAGGAUCGGGAAUCUCGUCGGGGAGGGUCCGAGGAGGAGAUGAAGCUCUACCCUCUAUCCCUCUCAGAUCGAGGGCAUUUUGUGAAAAUCACAUUUGAAAAUCAGCAUGAUAUUGUGUGCACACGCACACACACACACACUCACACACACAGAUAGACACACACGCGCACAGAUAUACACACAGUUUCACACACACACACACACACACACACACACAUAUACACACGGUUUCACACACACACACAGAUAUACACACAGUUACACACACACACACACACAGACACACACAUACACACAGAUAUAUACACACACCCACACAGAUACAGACACGCAUGCACGCUGACACACGCACACAUACAAACACACAGACACACUCCCCUAAUCUCUCACUGAAAAGCUGCCUCUGGCCUGUACAGCUGUCCUGAAUCAGCGGCUUCUCUCAUACGGCUUUCGUAUCUUGAUUAAUCUUGAAUCAGUAAACCAUCUUUAAAUUUCCUGGGAAAAUAUAUAAAUGUAUUUUUGUCCUGUGGCGUACUGCACAAACACUCCACCAGGGGGCGAUGACGACUCAUGCUAUAAAAUCCGGGCCUGGGAGAGGCCUGGCUGCAGCCAACACAUCUGUCUGUGUUCACGGGUGUCACUUUAGGGCUGCCGCUGGCACCGAUCGCUGCGGCGUCUGGAUGGGCCUGUAGUGCACAGGCAGGAUUAGACCAAUCCAUCCACAUGGUAUACACAUCAGUGGCUCAGCACAGCCCUUGCACUGAAUGCUAAUCACUAGCGACAGUAAUCUCUGUGCUGUAUAGCAUUUCACCCAUGUUCCCGCCGCAUUAAGAACCAUUUGCAAAUUUGAAGGUUAUUCGUUAAAAAAAAAAAAGGUGUUGAUGGCCGUUCGCGUUGGACGGAUGAUCGCGUCUCAGUGACGGCUGCGCUAUCAGCUGAGAGAACGCGCGAGCGGCUGGCGCGGCGAGCUGUGUGACGCACCAUUAAGAGCACGGCGCGGACGUCUCCGCGGGAAACGGAACAACAGGUCGGUCUUGCACAGCGUUGCGGUCCUGCACAGAAACGGGUGUUGAGAUCUCACAUCACCAAACGCACGCAGAGGGAGUGCAUCUGCUUCAGCUGCGUGUCUUUAUGCAAGCUGUGUGAGGCGGUGCACAUUUUGUAAUGUGAUUUUGAGGAGUCAAAAGCAAUACUGUAUUCAUUUCAUAGAAGUAAUGCAUUUACAGUCAUGAGUCAUUCUUAAAUGCCAGUGUCAAUGUUUUAUGUAUAUAAAUGUGUGUGUGUGUGUCUGCGUGGGUCUGUAUGUGUGUGAGUGCGUGUCUGUGUGCGUGUGUGUGUGUGUUGGACUGUCUGUCUAUGUGUGUGUGAAUUUAUGUGCUCAGUUGUGCCUUGAGUGUGUGAAGUUGGAUUAGACCACAUUGUGCAGAAUCCAUUGAUCCACUGUUGUUUGUGGAGUUGAAGAGCACCUCCAUGGUUGUCUUAUGAAUUGUGCUUGUCUUACACUGAAGGAAACAAACCAAAUGAGGUUUCAGAGGUCUACCACUGUUAAUCACUCUCGGAGUGUGCACGGAUCGUGAGGUUUGAGAGCCACCCAGUUUAGUGGUUCACCUAAAGUUUGGGUUUUGUGGUUGAGCAGUUCAUGUGUCCUUACAUGGUGUUCCUAUUCUGAAGAUCUCUGCAAUCUCUACGUUUUUUUAUUGUAUUUUAUUUUAUUAUUUUGUAUGUGCGGGGUAUAGUUUGUCAUUGCUAUUCACAAGUGCGUUAAAGUGCCUUAAAGAUCUGUCCCACUAUCAGCAGGUACCUACACACUGGCUGGAGCUUCUAGAUCUAUGAAUUUGUAAAAUAUUGUGCCACUGGAUUUUUACCUCUGUCUUUUAUAUUAAAUUGCGUUAGAAACCGUUCCCCCUUAAGCACUGUGUUAACACUGUGAUACAAGUGACCUCACUGAUGCAAAAUGAAUAAAUAAAAUGUUAUUUAUGGUA
Molecule: messenger RNA, 3327 nt
Organism: Anguilla rostrata (American eel)
Lineage: Eukaryota; Metazoa; Chordata; Actinopteri; Anguilliformes; Anguillidae
Product: syntaxin-2-like
Exons: 10
Coding region: 308-1501 (397 amino acids)
Biological process (GO): synaptic vesicle fusion to presynaptic active zone membrane; exocytosis; intracellular protein transport
Cellular component (GO): presynaptic active zone membrane; endomembrane system; SNARE complex
Molecular function (GO): SNAP receptor activity; SNARE binding
Source: RefSeq, a predicted model, not a curated record